AUGGCUUCUCUUAUCCGCAAGCUCUUCCGCCGCAAGGAGCCGGCCCCGUUGGUCUGCUCUGUGGCUCUCGAUGACGAAGGAAACCCUGUUGGUGACCAUCCUGACCACGUUCACACGGAUGCCUGCUUCGUCAACUUUGAGCCUCUUGCAAUUGCGGAGCUGUUCCAAUCGCAAUCUUGCCAGUCGUGCCCUCCGGCCCUGCCCGGCAUCCACGCCGGUACCGCAGACCCAAACGUGCUGCUCUUGACCUAUCCCGUCACCAUCUUUGACCACACGGGCUGGAAGGACACCUUCUCCAGCCUCUCCAACGAUUCCCGUCAGCGAGCCUAUGCGAAGAGGUGGGCUCGAAACAAUCUCUUCACUCCUCAGGUCGUCGUCAACGGUAUCGUCGACGGCAGUGGACGACAGAAGGAGGAGAUCCAAGCCCUUAUUCAACAGGGCCGAGAUGCCACCAAGGCUCGUGACUUCCACGUCUACCUAGACGCAAACGACACUGAAGUCCGCAUCGACACGGACAAGCAAGAGGCUCCCCCGCACGAGGUGUCGUACAUUGUCUACACGCAAAAGGACCAGGUCAUCAAGCCUGCCAAGGGUGUCAACAAAGGCAAGAAGAUCCCCCACCGCAACGUGGUGGAAUCGGUGACCAAGAUUGGCGACUGGAUCGGCGGAAACGCAACUUGGUCUCUGCCUGCGCCGAGAAGUGCGCUGGGCCCGGAUCAGGGCGCGGCGGUUAUCCUCACCGAGGGAGGCCUUGGAGGACCGAUUAUUGCGGCGGCCAAGGUCUAA
Trichoderma gamsii is the source of this 786-nucleotide messenger RNA. RefSeq lists its product as hypothetical. The transcript has a single exon. The coding region runs from base 1 to 786 and encodes 261 amino acids. Lineage: Eukaryota; Fungi; Ascomycota; Sordariomycetes; Hypocreales; Hypocreaceae. The record is from RefSeq and is a predicted model, not a curated record.